UGUUCUGAAUUUUGAGAUUGAGAUUCACCUCCGAAUCAUUUCCACGGUCCAAAUAUUUUUUCUCUUGAACGUAAAUUAUAAUAAUCGCUUAUAGUGCACCAAUAUCUUCACCUUCUCUAAUUACAAGUAUUUGAUGUCAAGGUUGCAGGGAUGUGAUCUAUGUGAUGAAGAUACCUUGAUGAACUUAAAUGACAAUCUUUCUUUAAGCGGGCACAUCUGUGUUUUCUUCCGAUCGAAAGAGUAAAGAUAAUUGGUUGAUCAAAGUAGUUGGAUUCGACGAGACGUCCGUGGUUAUGUAUAAUGAAAUUAUAAUUGAUCGAUGUUGGAGAAAAGACGAUACUCACAAACACAUGCCAUGCACCACUGACAAGGAAUGAGCAGCAUUUAAAUCUGAAAGCACACGACCAAGCAACGCUCGCCUGCUUCAUAACCAAAGACGACACAAAUCAAUCCACGAGGUCGGUCGUCAGCAAUAAUCGCCACCGUUAACAACACGGAAUCUUAAAUCUUUUGUUUAAAUCUAAUGACGACGACGAUGAUCUCACUCUUAUCUUCUCUCUCUUUUUCAAUAUGCUCACACACGCACGCAUAAAUCUCUGACCUCUGCAACCGACUUUGCAUUUACUACCCCUCACUCGGUCACUCAGAAGAAGAUGUUAGCAGUGCAAGAAGUUUUGAGUGAACUUAGUGGGGAGGAAUUGAACGAGCAGGUAUUGCCACCUGGGUUUAGGUUUCAUCCUACAGAUGAAGAGCUCGUUACGUUUUAUUUGGCUUCCAAGGUCUUCAACGGAAGCUUCUGCGGAGUGGAGAUCUCGGAGGUUGAUCUUAACCGAUGUGAACCUUGGGAGCUUCCAGAUGUGGCGAGAAUGGGGGAAAGGGAGUGGUAUUUCUUCAGCUUGAGGGACAGGAAGUACCCGACGGGGGUGAGAACAAACAGAGCUACCGGAGCUGGGUACUGGAAAACCACCGGAAAAGAUCGGGAAGUGUACGGCGCCACCACUGGAGCACUACUUGGCAUGAAAAAAACACUUGUUUUCUACAGAGGGAGAGCUCCCCGUGGAGAGAAGACCAAGUGGGUCAUGCAUGAGUACCGUUUAGACGGUGACUUCUCCUGCCGCUACACGUGCAAGGAAGAAUGGGUGAUUUGCAGAAUAUUUCACAAAAAAAGUGAGAAGAAAAAUGGUCUAGCUCAACCACAAAGCUAUAUCUUGGAUGUUUCCUCUUCAACAACAACCUUUCCUCAUCUGAUUGAGACCCCAAAUCCGUUCUUGGAAUCUCAAUCUCAAACCUCAAUGCAAACCCAAAGAUCUUUUAUGGAAAACGACCUGAAAAGCUUAAUAAACCCAGUGGUAUUAUUCCCAGGUAAUAAUAAUGGGUUCCAGCCCUCCUUUUCAGCCACACCCGACAAGAGCACCAGCAACUCAUCAGCAACAUCGAUGCUCUUCAAGUCCCUCGUCUCACGUCAAGAUAGCAUUCUGAAGGAACAAGCUGCUACUAUUCUCAAAAAGUGCAAGACUGAGGCUAACCUUUCCCAUUUCCCACUGCCUGAUGCCAACACAAUGAGUUGGAUGGACAAGAUUCAUCCCCUUAAUACGUGUCAAAAUCCCAUGUUUUUCGAAAUUGAUUAUAAUAAUAGCCUGUUGGGGUUCGCUGACUAUAUAUGAAUGUCAUAAUAUAUUAGCAAUUAGUUUAUAUGAAAUGUAAAUGACUUUAUGCA
Hibiscus syriacus is the source of this 1717-nucleotide messenger RNA. Its product is annotated as protein CUP-SHAPED COTYLEDON 3-like. Bases 654 to 1664 code for a protein of 336 amino acids. The record is from RefSeq and is a predicted model, not a curated record. Gene Ontology annotation, biological process: regulation of DNA-templated transcription. The transcript has 4 exons. NCBI's taxonomy places the organism in Eukaryota, Viridiplantae, Streptophyta, Magnoliopsida, Malvales, Malvaceae. Gene Ontology annotation, molecular function: DNA binding.